UUCGAAUCCGACCUGUGGCCCUUUGCUACAUGUCAUUCCCCAUCUCUCUCUCCCCACAUUCCUGUUUAAAAACAAAAAACAAAUAUGUAACACAGUGUUAACGUUUAACACAGCUCCAACCAUUCGACAAAAUCCAUAGAUAUUUCAGAAAAGUAACUUCCAAAAUGAAUGAGAAAUAUGACAUGAAAAUUAACUACAGUUUUUUUCCACAUCAAAUAUUUUUCACAGUAUACAGAUGAGACUAGUAUGUGUAACCAGAGUCAGUUUAGUGCAUGUGACAGCUUCACAGUGAGAAUUACGCAGUGGGUAUAUAUCACAGGAAAUGAAGGUCUGCCAUGAAAUGCACCCCACCUGCAUAAUUUUGUUCCUUUUUACCCCAGCAUCAAGUACCUUUAACAGCAUACAUUUGGUGCCCAUAUAUGUAUGAGUUUGAUAGGUCUGACAACAGAACAGUCAAUGGUGGAUGGGGGAUUUAUUUAUUGUAUUUUAAUUUUAAAAAGCAGCAAGAAAAAAUAUUUAAUAUUUUAAAAACAAGAGUAUUUGAUGGAGUCUUUUAAUGGUGAGAAACACAUCUCAUACGCUUCCACUUCUGGUAAAUUUGCUCAGCACAUUUUAAUCCUAAAUAGAUUUUCAUCCAUGUUCUCUGCAGUGCUGCUGCACUCCCCACAAAAAUGUAUGAAACCUGUCAUAUUAAUGGGAGACCACAGCAAGGAAGACAUCCAAACCACGUCUUUAAGGAAGGACAAACACUUUUCAUUCAUUCAUGCCAUUUGAAAAAAAAAGUGAAGUGAAUAGAUGAUCAAAAAUCAUGUUUUACACAAGUUUUCAUGCGUUUAAUUCUGUGCCAUCCAGAAAAAAAAUGCAGAUUUACAUCUUAUGUACUCAGGCAUAACCGUUGCUUAUGGCCACAAUUACUAGACGAGGCCACACAUAAACUUGAACUUAGGCUGCUCGCUCAUCACUGUGUACGGUCUAAAGUUGACUGGCUCGCUGAGGGGAAAUGAACCCUUUUCAUGCUCUCACGCCACACGUCCAUUAACCUACAGAUUCAAAUCUGUCACUUUGCUCCUGAUAGUCUGAAAUGUUGCAUGGCGCUGCACGUCUGUCUCCCUGCUGUCUGUGUGCUGUCAGUGUCACGCUGUGAUGUCAUCCAUUAGGUUUUGACUGCGUCACAGACCAGUAUCGUCAUUUUGAGACUCGGUUUGUAAAAUUUUGUCAACACGAGAGAACCCGUCGUGUGCGACAUGUCUGAAAUGAUGACUCCGGUCUGCACUUUGUCUGGAGUAUAUCUUCAUUCAUUCAUGCUUCAUUCAGCAUCUCUACCUCGCCCUCCGCGCCGUUACUAUGGUUACAGGAACGUCCUGAACCUUUAUAACAGUUCUCAAUUAAAUCAUGAAUGUAGUGUGUAAGUGUAUGUGACAAAACUGAAGUCAAAUAAAAAGUGAGACCUCAAAGCUCCUCCCUCGUGGAAAUAUUAUGUACGUCAUCGUCAUGCUUUGGUUUGUUUUUUUGUAAAAUACUCGCUCUGAUUGAUCAGACAGGACAUCUGAUUAAUAUUUUAAUUUAUCUGCAAACUGUCAGAAGAUGAACUGCCUUUUGUAGUCUUCAGUAAAUAUUCGGUUCAUAUGGGUGACCACAGCGCCUCUGACAUGAUAAAAAAUGUAAUAAAUCCGAACAAAAUAGUUUCGCACAGUUUCGCUGUUUGUAGCUUCUACUAAGUACAACCCUCAAAGAAAGUAAGAGAUCUGACGUUUAUUGAUUUGUCCAUCUCUAUCAUGUGCGUGUGUGCUCAUUGGGUUAUUAGCAGUGUGUGCCAUUUAUUGAUUGCAAUAGGAGAGUUUUUUGAAGAUGUAAGUGGCGAACCUGAAAGGUGUAUUUUUGAUUGAAUUAUAUCAAUUAAAGCCACACUGACUUACAACUACAUUCAUAAUUAAUCAUACUCUCAUUUAAAACAUUCUCAUGAGAAAGUUUCAUGCCAUAGACACGGAGCGUCCACGUAACCAUAGUAACUGGACAACAUUCCACUGCGCAUGCGCACCGUGAAUGUGGGAAGAUCAAAGGCGAGAAGAUGACGUCAUAAGUGGGAGGAGCAACAAAACUUAUAAGGGUGCUUAUUUUCAAAAUCAAACUUAUUCGAGGAGUUUUAAGGACUUUUAGACCUGGAAAGAAACAAAGGAGCUACUUUCAAAUCCCAGUGUGAACAAAACCAGUCAGAGUGAAUAUAAAAUGGCAGAGGAAUCCCGUCGUCUCUAUGUGGCAGAGGAGCUUCAGCAGAAGUCUAAGCAAGGCCAGACAAUUCAGUCUGAAUUAAAAAUAAUCAAGCCCCAGCUGAGCAAUCAGAUUGAAAAACUUGAAUCUGAGGUCAAGACACUUCAGUCUGAAUUAAAAAAAGAGAGGUCCGAGAAAAAGAGGAUGCAGGAGUCACACCAGCUCGAGGUAAGUGACCUGCAGAUGCAGUUAAAAGAACUCAAAGAGAAGUUAACUGUCAUCUCAAAUGACAACCUCACUGUCGCCACUGAAGACCUGAAAAAAAAGGAAACAGAAGUGGAGCAGCUCAUGGCUGUAAUUCAAGAAAGAAACAAAGAGCUGGAAUUGCUGAGGGCAACCCUACGUGACUUUGAACAUCGCGUAGAGCAGACUCGGCAAGACGAGCUAUCAAGAACGGUAGCUGUCCAAGACCUUCAGUGUCAGCUGGAGGGGAAUAUGAUUAUGAUAAGCAAUACUGAAGAGCUGUUGCAAAAGCAAGAGCUUAUUAAUGCUGAAAAGGAUCAAGAAAUCAAAGAACAUGAUAACAUGAGAAUGGUUUUGCAGCAGUCCAUUUGUGACCUAAAAGACCAGCUGGAGAGGAGGCAGGAGGAGAUCCUAGCUGGAUUUGACAAUAUUGAAGAACAACCUCCUGCUCCUAUGGCUGAACUCAGCAAAAAGGGGGGAAAGAAUAGGAGCUAUUUCUCUCCAAUAAGUAAUCUAAAAAAACAGAACGAAAAUUUAAAUGAGGAAAAUGAACAGAAUGUUUUUCUGAUCGUUCAACUUGAAGCUCUUUGUGAGAGACAGAGGGUUGAAAAAGAAAGCCUGCAGCAGGAACUACAGAGGCUGCAGGAGAGUGAAAAAAUCUCAAACGACAACCUCACUGUCACCACUGAAAACCUGAAAAAAAAUGAAGGAGAAGUGGAGCAGCUCAUGGCUGCAAUGGAAGAAAAAAACAAAGAGCUUCAAUUGCUGAGGGCAACCCUACGUGACUUUGAACAUCGCGUAGAGCAGACUCGGCAAUCAAGAACAGUAGCUGUCCAAGACCUUCAGUGUCAGCUGGAGGAGAAUAUGACUCUGAUAAGAAAUAAUAAAGAGCUGUUGCAAAAGCAAGAGAUGAUUAUUGCUGAAAAGGACCAAGAAAUCAAAGAACAUGAUAACAUAAGAAUGGCUUUGCAGCAGUCCAUUUGUGACCUAAAAGACCAGCUGGAGAGGAGGCAGGAGUCGCACCAGCUCGAGGUAAGUGACCUGCAGAUGCAGUUAAAAGAACUCAAAGAGAAGUUAACUGUCAUCUCAAAUGACAAUCUUACAUAUAAAGAGCAAGAGAUGAUUAUUGCUGAAAAGGAUCAAGAAAUCAAAGAACAUGAUAACAUAAGAAUGGCUUUGCAGCAGUCCAUUUGUGACCUAAAAGACCAGCUGGAGAGGAGGCAGGAGUCGCACCAGCUCGAAGUAAGUGACCUGCAGAUGCAGUUAAAAGAACUCAAAGAGAAGUUAACUGUCAUCUCAAAUGACAAUCUUACAUAUAAAGAGCUGUUGCAAAAGCAAGAGAUUAUUAUUGCUGAAAAGGACCAAGAAAUCAAAGAACAUGAUAACAUAAGAAUGGCUUUGCAGCAGUCCAUUUGUGACCUAAAAGACCAGCUGGAGAGGAGGCAGGAGGAGAUCCUAGCUGGAUUUGAGAAUAUUGGGGCAGAGGUGCCGCAAGCUUCAAACUUUCUUGAUGAACACAUAAAUGACAUUCCCAUGCAGGUUGCUGAAGAACAACCUCCUGCUCCUAUGGCUGAACUUCUCAGCAAAAAGGGGGAAAAUAAUGAGAGUAAUUCCUCUCAAAUAAGUAAUCUCAAAAAGGAUAACAAAAGUUUGAGUGAAGAAAAUAGACAGAAUGUUUCUCUUCCUGAAGAACAACCUCCUGCUCCUAUGGCUCAGACCACAACUUUUUUCCGUCGCUGUGCUGGCCGUGUACUGAAAGCAGGUUUGACUGCUGGCAUCGUUGCUGCAGGUAUAUACACCCUAGGUUACCUGGGCAGCAGUAAUAUACAAUGUAUGUCAUCCUGUGUCAUCGAGAUGAUUGAGCCUUACUGCACCAAGUACGACAUCACCCCUCAUCCCUUCUAAACAGCUAAAACAACAUUCAUAAUGUGUCCAGGGUUUUCUCCGGGUGCUCCGGUUCUCCCACAAUUUGCAUGUAUAUAUGUAAAAAAAAAAAAAAAAAACACACACACACAAAAAAAAA
Messenger RNA from Larimichthys crocea (large yellow croaker), 4474 nucleotides. Its product is annotated as unconventional myosin-Va-like. The record is from RefSeq and is a predicted model, not a curated record. Bases 2227 to 4356 code for a protein of 709 amino acids. The transcript has a single exon. NCBI's taxonomy places the organism in Eukaryota, Metazoa, Chordata, Actinopteri, Sciaenidae.